Messenger RNA from Quercus lobata, 739 nucleotides. RefSeq names its product nucleobase-ascorbate transporter 6-like. Gene Ontology annotation, biological process: transmembrane transport. The transcript has 5 exons. Gene Ontology annotation, molecular function: transmembrane transporter activity. The annotation marks the transcript as partial. NCBI's taxonomy places the organism in Eukaryota, Viridiplantae, Streptophyta, Magnoliopsida, Fagales, Fagaceae. The record is from RefSeq and is a predicted model, not a curated record. Gene Ontology annotation, cellular component: membrane.
AUUGGGUCAUCAGUUUCUGUUGAAAAUGCAGGUUUAUUAGCAUUGACACGUGUUGGUAGCCGAAGGGUUGUCCAAAUAUCAGCUGGUUUCAUGAUCUUCUUUUCCAUCCUUGGAAAAUUUGGAGCUGUCUUUGCUUCAAUCCCAGCACCAAUCAUUGCAGCUUUAUACUGCCUGUUUUUUGCCUAUGUGGGUUCAGCAGGCCUCAGUCUUCUUCAGUUUUGCAAUUUAAACAGCUUCAGGACAAAGUUUGUAUUAGGCUUCUCUAUUUACAUGGGCUUAUCAAUACCUCAAUACUUCAAUGAAUAUACAGUUGUUAAAGGCUAUGGUCCUGUCCACACUGAAGCAAGAUGGUUCAACGAUAUGAUCAACGUGCCCUUCUCAUCGGAAGCAUUUGUUGCUGGCUUGUUGGCCUUUUUCCUUGACGUCACACUGCACCGGAAAGACAAUCAAACCAGGAAAGAUAGAGGCAUGCAUUGGUGGGAUAGGUUCCGGUCAUUCAAAACAGACACAAGAAGCGAGGAAUUCUAUUCCCUGCCCUUCAAUCUGAACAAGUUUUUCCCAUCUGUUUGAUCUUUGGGGCAUGUAGUUUUGACUUGUAACCAAAUCAUGCUCCUCCAAUAUCACUUUGUUGGUAUCACACUAUGUAACAUCGAUCGCAUUUUUCUCUUUUAUCGUAAGUUGUUUAACUAUAUAAAUCAACUUAGCACUUAGCAGUACUAAUGAAUACCUUCUUUUCGCA